Molecule: messenger RNA, 2034 nt
Organism: Folsomia candida
Lineage: Eukaryota; Metazoa; Arthropoda; Collembola; Entomobryomorpha; Isotomidae
Product: alkylglycerol monooxygenase
Exons: 9
Coding region: 308-1651 (447 amino acids)
Biological process (GO): lipid biosynthetic process
Cellular component (GO): endoplasmic reticulum
Molecular function (GO): oxidoreductase activity; iron ion binding
Source: RefSeq, a predicted model, not a curated record
UAUCCGGAUCUAUUCGCAAUUUACACUCCACGUUUUGUGAACUAUUUAUAAGUUUAGUUUCUGUAAUACAUCUCAAAAACUGUCUACUCUGAUACAUAAAAUAAACUUCUACCGUAGCACCAAGCUCUAAGAAUGAGUCCUACAUAUCCCGUGACAAAGUCAAGUUCAUGGAUUGCACAAUAAUGGGGGGAAUCGCGUCUCACCAAAAAAUUAGAUUCCCUUCACCCUUCAUUCCUUAUCUGACAUUGGCAACGUCACGGUGGCUUCUCAACUUGCCACAUUUUCUUUAUCACAUUAACUUCCCACCAUGGCGGAGGUGAUUGCCGAGUUUCGAAAAUUAAUAAAUCAAUACCACAAUGGGACUGGAACUCCCCUACGGGAGGAUUUUUCACAGCCAGAUUAUUUUGUACAGGCAAUUCCAUACCUUUUAACAUUCGUAGUGCUCGAGAUUGUAGUCAUGUGGAUCAAACAUGGCUCCUUGAGGGGGGGAUGGAGCAUGGCGGACAGUUUGACAUCAUUUUCGCACGGAAUUUAUUUCCUAGCACACGGGAUGCUCACCCAAGGGAUGUUCAGCUACGUAUAUACAAAAAUAUAUGAGAACUACAAAAUCUACGAGCUCCCGUGGUCCUCCCCGUUUACAUGGUAUGUGGCCGCAAUUUCUGUGGAUUUCUGCUACUACUGGAUCCACCGGGCCUGUCAUGAGGUCAACAUAUUCUGGGCUAAACACCAAGUCCAUCACAGUUCCGACUACUACAAUCUCACAACAGCGUUGCGGCUCUCAGCCUUCCAAAUCUGGCUGGCUUGGCCGUUCUACUUACCGAUGGCAUUCUUUGUACCACCUUCCAUCCUCCUGAUUCACAAACAGUUCAACCUCCUCUACCAAUUCUGGAUCCACACUGAACUAAUUGACAGUCUGGGACCGUUAGAGUAUGUCCUCAAUACUCCGAAACAUCACAGGGUUCAUCACGGGAGCAAUAGGUAUUGUAUAGAUAAAAACUUUGGAGGAGUCCUCAUCAUUUGGGAUCGCAUGUUCAAUACAUUUGCGGAGGAGCGGGACCAAGAGAAAAUUGUGUAUGGGUUGGUUGAAGAAGUAAACUCAUUUAAUCCGUUUUGGCUACAUUUCUUCCAUUACACACGAAUCUGGACGAGAGUACAAAAUCAAAAAUCUCCGUCGGAUAAAUUAUCCGUCUUACUGAAAGGACCCGCCUGGCGGAGGGGGAAACCAAGACUUGGUGAAAUUGAAGAUGUCCCAGUGGUCCAAAAUAGGCCACGAUUUCAUGUAAAACUUCCAACUUGGAAAAACCUUUAUGUUGGAUCACACUAUUUAUGCACCUUCCUUGGAUUCCAUUACUUGACGAUUAAUUAUUUGAACCUGGCGCAGACCAGCGUCAUUUUUUCCGUGGCCUAUGUCAUCUCCACGUUGACGAGUCUCAGCCUAGUUUUAGAAGACAGGAAGUACAUUGCUGCCUUGGCAGAAAUUGCGAGAUGUGGAGCAACCUUACUCUUCAUUAGUUUCGCUAAAUCAUCAAUUAACACAUUAUUGUUCCACUUCAUAUAUAACGCAUUUUCACUCUCGAUCGGAAUCUGGGUUGUCUAUUUACACGACGUGUUGAGGAAGGACGCACUAUUGUGUACGAACAAGAAAACAUAAAAGGGUGGGAACUUAUCGAAUAUAUUUACAAGUUAUUUGGGGAAGUCUAGUCAUUUUUAAUAGUAAUAGUCUUGAUUCCAAUAGUAUCAUAUUUACAUGCAAAUGCGUACAACAUUUAAAGAAAAUUAGUUCUUACCCUGUCACAAGAACGAUUCUAAAAGUAUUUUAAGUUUAAGUAAUCAGGUAAAUUGUGAUAAAAAAUUAUAUUGAGUGAGGCUUGAUAUAAAAAUGUUUGAGUGCAUGUCUAACAUGGUAAAUUAUAUAAGGAUAGAUCAUUUGUUUUGUAGCUUGACUUUGUACAUAUAUGAUCCACAUUUUGUCGCAUAUUAUUCCAUAAAUCAAUGACACGAUAAUUAAAGGAUUUUUUGUAAAAUUUACUAGAA